GCGCGAGGCGGCCAGCAAGUGUCAUUAUCAGUAAUCUUGUGUGAUCACUCGCUACAUGGUGCUCAUACUGCCACUCCUAUACAUCCUCCAUCCAUACACCACCCUCCUCGUUGCUUUCAUUUCCACGAAGCAUGGAAAAUAACUAUUUGGAAAGAUGAAAAGAUAAAAUGCGAAUGAUCACAUGGGAUUUAGAUGCAACCAUUUAUAGUUGGAUGCUUGCACACUUGUUACGGUAACAGCAGUGGUCAGUUAAAAACUAAAAUCCAUUCUGCUAUGUUCACAUAAAAAGUUCAGAACUAUCUUGAAACUAAGAGGUGAGCUCAUGUUGAACACUUUGAGCAGAUACAAAUUCUUGUGUUCAUUCAUACAUUCAUUGGCAUUAACAGCAAGCCUGGCUGAAAAGAACUCAUGUUGAAUCGAUUCAAGACUGCCCUUUAUAAUGUUGUUGGAAGUUUUGACCCAGGUGAUGGCACCCUUGGGGGACUGGGUCCUGGAGUAACUAAUAACCUACCAACUGCUGCUGGAGUUGCAAGGACUGGAGUCUCGAGUAGCAGCUCAAAAGAAAAGAGCUUACGAUUUCCAUACACACGUCCCCACUUCUUGCAGCUUGGUUCUGAAGAUGAGAUUCAGGUGACUGCUGACCAUGCCAUCAGACCAAUUAUAUGUCCUCGUGACAUUUCCAGAUUACCAUGGAAAAGUGGAUAUGCUGAAACCAUUAAUGCAGGGAAGUCAAAAAGAAAUGAGGACCAAGCUGUUGUUCAAGUUGGCCUUCUCACACGACCUAUUAAGAUAGCAGCCAGUUCCCGGACGUAUACCUCUCAAGACAAGCGUACUUUUAACAAACCUGAAUCAGUGAUAAAUGGUUAUGGUGAUGCAGAUCAGUUACAACCAGAAGUACAAGAACAUACUGUUGUGUUAUCACCUCAGGGAUCAACUUUGUCUGCCAGUCCCGCAACAGAGUUAAAAGAAGAUUUUAAUCAUUCUGCCAGCAGCUUUCGUAAGGAAAGAAGCAAUAAAAAACUAUCCAGAAUAGCCAUUGAACAAAAUACAGUAAUACAUCAUCCGUUAGAAGAAACACCUAGUCAUUCAUCCAAGCCACUGCCAAGCCAACCGUCCACAUUGCAGCAACCUUUAGUUUCAUCAGUAUCCCUUCCUUAUUACCUGUUUGGUGUAUUUGAUGGGCAUGCUGGUUGGGGAGCAGCUGUGGCAGCAGCAAAUCAGCUUCAUCACCUUAUCCAUGAGAAACUGUGUGAUGUUAUCGAUAUUUUGAUUCCUGACCCAUUUGAAGACAACAGUUUUAAGGUACAGUCUCCUCUGUGGGCACCUGAAAAAGAAGUGACUGUGGAAAAUGCAGUAACUGGAGCACUAGAAUAUGCCUUUUGGCAAAUGGACCAGAUUAUUGGGGAGGACAAGCACAAGUUCCAGUUGUUAGGUGGAUGUACUGCUUGUGUGGCUCUGUUUAUUCACGGUAAACUGUACAUAGCCAAUGCUGGAGAUUCCCGAGGUGUCCUUUCUCUUAAUGGCCAGCCACAUCCCAUGUCAUUUGACUUUACUCCAGAGACAGAAACACAACGCAUUAGAAAACUGGGAGCUAUGCAUCCUGGGCUUCUUGGUGGAGAGUUCACCCACUUGGACUUUAUACGCCGCCCCUUGAGAAGUGAUCUAGGCAAGCGAGUCUUGUAUCGUGAUCACUUCAUGACUGGAUGGGCUUACAAAACACUGACUCAAGAUGAUCUUAAGUACCCAUUGGUCUGUGGCGAGGGCAAGCGGAGUCGAGUGUUAGCCACUAUUGGAGUAACUAGAGGCUUUGGGGAUCAUGAUCUGAAGGCUCAGUGCUCUUCAAUACCCAUCAAACCAUUCCUGACUCCUGAACCUGAGGUGAGAAUAUUUGAUGUAGCAUCAGCAGACCUGACUGAUGGAGAUGUGUUGAUUCUAGCCACAGAUGGUCUCUGGGAUAUCACAUCUAAGAAAAAAGGGUUUUUAGCAGUCCUUAAAAUCCUUCCCCUUUUUCCCGCUGAAGAUCAUGAUAAAUACAAAUAUAGAUAUACAAGUGCAGCUCAAGACCUUGUCAUGGGUUCUCGUGGAAAGCUUCGAGAUCGUAAUUGGCGUACAAGCAAUGACAAACAUGCAACUAUUGAUGAUAUUACUGUCUUUGUCAUUCCUCUUAAACCAUAUAAAGAGGAGUACCAAGAAUGGACUUCGAAACAAAAAGCAAAUGGUGGUGAUGAUGAGAAAUCUUCCUCACAGAGCAUUAACAGUCCAAAUAUAAAAUGUGAUGCUAGUGAACUAGAAGCAGAUACAGUAGCCUCAGACAAAAAUUUGUCUGAAGAAGAGAAGAGACCUUAUCCCCCAGUCAUGUUGAAUGCUGGUGACUCGUUAAAUCAUGAGAAAGAUGCACUUGAAAUCAAACCACAAGAAGAUUAUUUCAAAAAUGAAGUUAACCAGGAAGCGCAAGCAGAACACAGGUUAAAUACAACCUUACAUGAUACAUAGUAGAUAAUAUCUGCUAGUUUGUUUGUGACCUGUCAUAUUAAUUAGGACAGUGGUACUAGUCCUUGUACAGUAUAUUACUCUGCAGGGUUGGAACUCCUGAGAUAAUAAUGCCAAAGGAGUAUGCUGUAUGUGAUUUUUGCAUGAUACACAAGAAUAUUUUCCACACUUGUUAUUGGCUUCUUUUUUUUUUGUUUUUAAGUCAGAAGUGUCUUCAUUUUUGUAGAGCACAUUAUUUUACCAAAGCAUUGUUGUAUUAUUUAAAAUAUUUAUUCUUAAAUACAUAUAUAUAUAUAAUAGAAAAACUUGGAGAAGUUUGUUUAUGAGUUAAGUAUUUCAUUAGAGAAGGGGAAAAUUUAUUUUACAGAUACAAGGUAAAUAUUUCAUUAAGGAAGCGGGAAUUUAUUUUACAUGUGCAGUAGAUCAUUGAUUAUUCAGCACUGUGGAGGUAAGGUUGCUCUGGAUAAUUGCAGCUUUUUAAACCACAUUGGCAAUUUCCCACCAAGGUAGAGUGACCUCCAAAAAAAGGAAAUACAUUCCUCAUCAUUCAUCCAAUUGUUGUUUUGCUAGAAGUGUGCAGACAUCACAGUUCAGAUGACCCCACCAAAUAACAACAUCCCCACCCCUCCGGAUUGCAGGCACUGCAUUUCUCACCUCCAGAACCAAGUCGUUUUUUAUGGUCCCUCUUGUUUGCACAUUCCAUUUUCACGUUAUUUGUUCAGGUUCUCUGUAUAAAAUGAGUACCAGAUAUUAAACUCUGAAUAUGCAAUUGCUGGAUAAUCAGUGAUAUACAGUCUUAAAGAUUAUUGAUAGGCAUCUGAGAAAUUCUUCACACAUUGUGUCAUUGAAGCUUAAUGAAAAUUAUGUCUUACACCGUAAUUGUUUUAAUGUGUUAAGGGAAAUUUAUUAAAUGAAAAAUGUGAUAGAUUCUGAAAAUGUGUUGGAUAACAUAAGCAUUAGUACAUUUUGUCAUUGGCAAACUACUAAAUAUAUUAAAAUUAGUAGUGCCAGACAUUGUAAGAUACAGUUAUGUAUAAGUACAGUUAUGUUAAUACUGACAGAUUGUGGGAAUAAGGCACAUGCACAAUCAAGACAUUUAUUGAAGAUGUUUUGCCACUGGUAGCAGUUUUAAUGAUAAAGCCACCUGUGGUUAAAUGUCCCCUUCAAUUAAUGUCUUGAUUAUGCAUAUUUGGUUCUUUCCCCACAAAUACAGUCAUCCCUACAAAUUCACUUGCUUCUUUAUUUGUGGGUUUUGAAUAUCCUGUGUUUUUACUGAUGGGCACUCAGUGAAUAGAUUCAGUUAUCUAAUGUUUUUCUGUCCCAGUGGCUUUCAGACACCCAAAUCUGUCUAUUUUGGUCAUUGUUUAUAAAUGUCAGUGCUAACCAUAUCAGAAUAAUAUGUUAAAACUAUAUGGUGUGUGGAAUACAAAAUAAACCCAGAUCAGUAACAGAAUUUGUUUCACACUACAAUUUGUAUUAUUCACAGUUAAAGCAUUCACAGAACUUCUGAAAGCAUAAUUUCCUUGUGAGUUUGGAGGGAUGACUUAAUGUAGUGCAUUAAAUUAUGUACAAGCAGAGUUCUUGGUAAAAAAAAUUCUCAUUUUAUUAGGGGAUGUUGAGAGAAGUACAAAUAAAUCAUGUAUUCAUUCUCAAGUUAACGGUCAGCUCAAUUGUUUAAAGGUGUACUUAAAUAAAUACAACCUUAUUUUAACUUUCUUCAUCUUUGAUAAGCACUGUUUUAGUUUGGAAAAAAAAAUAUUCAUAUUUGUAUUGAAAGUCUUAAUUAAGACUGUAAAAAAAAGCAAUAUUGUAUUGCAUUUACUCAAUUAGAUGACUUAUAAAGCUCAGAUAACAUAAAUCAGUAGUUCUUAAAAUUGAUUGUUUACCUGGAAGAUUUCUGGGAGAGGAUGGGGAAAAGAGUUGUUGGAAAAUGAUAGUGUGAAGGGUUGAAAUUGUAAAUGGAAGAUUUUUUAUUUAUUCCAAUUUUAAAAACAUAUUGAUAAAUUAUAAUAAUAAUGAGUACACGGGGGAAAGCAGUAUGGAAAAAAAAAAAAAGGCAUAAGAUCCACUGACCAACCAUGUUACAAUGUUCCACAUGAGAUGAUUGAAAAAAUUUAUUUUGCAAAAUUCAUUUUGCCAUAACUGAUCUCUGGGUUUUAGGAAUGGAGUAUAGAUUACCUUUGCUUUAUGAAGUUUCACUUAUGCAACUUUGUUUAUGUGGGGCAACUUAGAGUUCUACCGGUAAUUCACUACAUGUUGUAGAAAUUCACUCUUAACCCUUAAACUGUCCAAGCGUAGAUCUACAUUGAGGUGCGUAGUGCCCCAAACGUAGAUCUACAUUUUUUCAAUGCUUUCAAAUGGAGAAAAUAAAGGUCGGAGCACUACGCACGUUAACAUAGAUCUACACUUGGACAGUUUAAGGGUUCAGGGAUCACCACCUCUUGAUUUUUUAACAUCUAUAGAUUGCUCUUCUAUCCAUAGGGUGGAUAGGGAAGCAAUGUGACAUAUGUUACAAAUACAUAUAUAAAAUGUGUGGUAGGUUAAGUAAAUAAAAAAAAAGUUUUUAUGUGGACAGCAAGGUUCAUGUUAGGGUGUGUAGGAGGGAGAGAGAAAUGGAGAUCAUUUUCCAAUAAAAGGCAUUAGACAGGGAUGUGAGAUGUCACCAUGGAUGUUUAACAUAUUUAUUGAUGGGGUUUGAAAAGAAGUGAAAGCUAGGGUGUUAGGGAGAGGUGUGGGAUUAAAAGAUAAUGAAUCUAAUACAAAGUGGGAGCUGUAACAUUUGCUCUGUUGAUGAUAUAGUUGUUUUGGGAGAGUGUGAAGAGAAGUUGCAAAAAUUGAUUGAUGAAUUUGGGAGGGUAUAUAAAAGAAUGAAGUUAAAAGAUGUUCCAGGUAGGUAGGAACAAGAUGAUGAGGGUAUCAAAAUAUCUAGGCAGUGAAAGAUUGAAUAUCAAAUUGAAGAGAGGAAGUUAGUGUUCAAAUAUUUUUGGGUGGAUUUGUUGGCAAGUAAUUUGAGAGAUGAGGUCAACCAAAGAAUUGAUGAAGGGGAAAAAGGUGGAUGGUGUAUUGAGGCAUCUGUCAAGAGAAAGAACUUUAUUCAUAAGAAGCAAAAAGGGAAUUGUAUCAGAUUAUAGGUGUAUAGAUAUGAAGCAUCGCUUUUAACCCUUUCAGGGUUCAGACCCCCUGAUCUGAAAUUUGUCUACAGGGGUCUAAGAAUUUUUAUUUUUAUGAAAUUUUUAAUUUUUAUGAAAUGGUAGAGAAUCUUUUCUGAAGGUAAUGAAACAAAAAGUAUGAAAUUUGAUGGAAAACUGACAAACUUACACUACAUGUAUUGUGAAUUUUGCCGUGUCAGCGGUAUUUAUGCAUUGGCGAUUUUGCCCACUUUGAGUCCUAUUUUAGUCCAAUUAUAUUGUUCCAGUUGACUAAAUUCUUAGCUGUUUUGCUAGUAUGCCUUCCACUUUAUCAGUUGAGUACAAGAAACUGCCAAUUCACCUAUUCCAACUACCCAAUAAAGUGAUCAGAAAUUGGUAAUUUGGCCAGUAUCACACAAAAUUCAGACUGUCAAUUUCAAAAUAGGGUCCAGAAUAAACAAUGCAGACAUUCCUGGCACUAAAAUAACAUUUCCUCUGUUCAUUAGCUACAUCUCCAGGCUUCUCCAAUAUUACACAUGAAUUCCAUUUUGAAUUUUUAUUCACACUAAAAAAUAAAAGAUUUACUGUUUUGCAUUAUUGUAAUACUUGUACAGAUAAUGUCAUUGGAUUUGUGAAUGCAUAUUAGACUGACCAGUUGGACACGAAUUGGACGUGAUUUGUGUACUCUGUAAUGUCAGCAAAAAUCGAAUAUUUCCACUACUUUGAGUUCAGUUUCAAGCUACUUCCAGUCCUGAAACCAAUCAAAAUCAUUUCAAUUUCUGUAAUAAAUCUUCCACUUUAUCAAAUGACACCAAGAAACCUAGAAUAAAUCCACAAAAAUAAUCCGAAAAUACACCGCGAAGUUGCUGUUUUAAACCAAAAACACAGUCAUGGUUUUAUUCCCCCAUGAACUACAUGGGGCAGCCCUUUUUUUAUAUGGUGCACACUUGCCACAUAUACCCAUUCUCUUAUAUUUAAGCCAAUAUUUACUACCCACAGCUUAUAUGAGUGACCUGAGCUCAUGAUAUAAAACUACGGCACUGACCCUUAAGGGGGUUAAACAUUUCAGUGAAGAGGAGGCUGGAGGCAGUAAAAAUGUCAUGCUUGUGGCCAAUAUGUGGUGUGAAUAUUAUGCAGAGAAUUUGUAGUGUGGAGGUUAGGUGGUGGUGUGAGGUUAAGAGAGGGAUUUUUCAGAGUGCUGAGGAGGGGUUGUUGAGGUGAUUUUGACACUUAGAGAGGAUAGAGAAAAAUAGCAUAAUUAGGAGAGCAUAGGUAGGUAGGUAGAUAUGGAGGGGGUAGGGGUCAUCCUCAGAAAGGUUGGAAAGAGAAGAUUGAAAGUGUUAGGGUCUUGGAUAUCCAAUAGGCUUGCAUGAGUGUGGUAGAUAGGAGUGAGUAGAGGCAAGUGGAUCUUAAGAUUUAAUGUUCUGUUGGAGUGUGAGUAGGGUAACAUUUAUGAGGGGAAUCAGGGAACUGGUUAACCACACUUGAGUCCUGUAGGUGAGAAGUAGUGUGUCUGCACUCUGAAGGAGGGGUUGGGAUGUUGCAGUUUGGAUGGUCAUCUGAACUGUAAUGUCAGUAACUUUUUCAUAUUGACAUAAAUAAGAAAGACAGAAUAGGCAUAGGAAAUAACAGUGAGCUUAUUUGAAUGAAAACCUGUUCAAUUUAAGUGUCUUGUGCUAAGUCACCUGGCCAGACUAGGGUUGGAGGGAGAACAGAUGUGUAUUCACAGGCUCGUAAUGUGCACUUUAGUCCAGACAAAGAUGGGCUGGUUGGUUCAUGGUGGAGGGAGGGUACAGGGCACAAGGACUGACUUCAUCUUAAAUUUUAAAAAAAAUUCAUUUGUUUCUUUGAAAACAUUUGUUUUUGGGAUAGCUGUGUUUGGUGCUUCUCUGGUAUGUUAAUAAUUUUUGGGUAAAAAUAAGUGAAGGAAUGUGGAAUUCUCAUUUCCAGUUUUGUAUUAUAUAGGGAUUAUUUGGUUUUCUUUUCUGAUAAUUUCCUCAGUACCAAAUUUAUUUUUUUUUAUAUGAUCAUUUGGUGCAUAUGUAUUUUUUUUUUUUUAUUUAGCUAGUAAGCAUUAGACAUAAAAUGUGUAAUUUCCAAAGUCUCAGAAUGAUUCCCUAUGUUUUAUGUGUUAUGCUGGGUUUGCUUUAAGUGAAUUUGUUUUGUGCGCCAUGACCAGGGAUACAUUUAACACACACAGAGAGGGAGAUUUCUCCAUCUUUGUACCAGAAUGAAUUUUCAACAAUAGGAACAACUCUCUCAGGAGUUUUUGGCAAAUGCUUUGCUGAACUGUUAUGUAUUUUAUCAUUCUAUAUAACUGAAAUCUAAACUUUAUGACUUCUGAUUGACAUAUAAAAUGCAUAAUGGAUCAUAGCAGCUUAAAAAAAAAAAAACAAAGGUUUGUUCUUCUCUCAAUGUAUACAUGAAGACUGCAGUCUGCAACUGAAGAAUAUCUUUAUGGCUUCUGGUACACUAUCAAGAGGCAUGGUUUAUUAUUUUUAGCAAUUUCGUAAUGUAUAUUUUAAAAAGAGCUGAUUAUCCAUCUGUUAGGCCCUUAACAUUGUGUAAGUGUUUCUUUUUUACAUAUUUAUAUCAUGUAGGAAUAAUAAGUAACUUGUAUAGGUUUAUUAAAUUAGUCUCAUAGUUAAGACCAAUCAAAA
Molecule: messenger RNA, 8278 nt
Organism: Cherax quadricarinatus
Lineage: Eukaryota; Metazoa; Arthropoda; Malacostraca; Decapoda; Parastacidae
Source: RefSeq, a predicted model, not a curated record